CCAACUUGUUCAAUCCGAAUUGACAAUUAAGCUUGAGACAGUUCGGUCUGUAUUGGCAACUGUUUUUCUUAAUUUAAUAAGAAAAAACCAUUUUAAUAAUAAUAGUAAUAAUAACAUUAAAUCAAAAGUUUAAAAAAAUCCUUAAAAAAAAGGGUUCCGUAUUCUUCAUAGCCUGUGUUCUUGUGUGAAAAGUCAGCGAGUCCUUCCUUCUCUCUUUCGCUUUCUCUUCAAAGAAUCUGUUUUCUUUUGUUUCAUUCUUUAAAAUUCAAAACCCUGUUUGUUUUUUUACUCCCAAAAAGAUUUGAAUUGAAAAUUUCUGCAUAUUUUUUGUAUUUUCUUCAUACGUUCAUGACUCAGCAUAGCUGAAAAUUCAGCUAGGUUUAGUAAUAAUAUUCAAUGAAAGAGUUAGUUUCAGUUCUAGUUUUAAUCUUGAUUUCUCUGGUUUGUUCUUUGUCGUUUCAUUUUUAGCAUGUGCAGUUUCUUCAGCCUUCCAAUGGAGAAUUUCCAAGGCGAUUUAGAAGAUAUUCUUCGAGCAAGCUCAGGUAACUCGCCGUCUGAUAUUAAUAGUAACGUUAACAAUCCGACUGCUUCUUCUUCUUCAACCUGGCAAUUCCCUUCUUCGGAUCCGUUGAAUUUCACUUUGACUGCGGACGAUCAUAGAGAUUCCUCCUUCGGUGAUCCCUUCUCUUCCAUUGGAGAUCCGCUUCUCCACGAGCUCAACAUGGCGGAUUCGGCCGCUGCCUGCUAUUACACCACUCCAAAUUCGGUUGAUGAAAGUGGCAGUACUUGUUCAGCCAGCUAUCCUCAUCAUCAGCAAAGGGCUUUUGAAGAUGAAUUCAGGAUGCCUUGCAACAUUUUCUCUCGGAUUCAGAUCUCACAAAGCCCGAAGCAGCUGACGGUUUCGCCUGGUGAUUCGCCACCGAGGGGACCUAAGGUGGCUGCUAUGCUUCCGAGCAACAUGAUCAAUGCCACCAGCUCGAAAAGUUCUUUACUUGAUAACACAUCUGGACCUUUGCAGAUCUCAUCCCCGAGGAAUCUGGGCAUCAAAAGAAGAAAGAGUCAAGCAAAGAAGGUGGUUUGUAUCCCGGCGCCGGCUGCACCAAAUAGCAGGUCAAGUGGAGAAGUUGUUCCUUCUGAUCUCUGGGCAUGGAGAAAAUAUGGGCAGAAACCCAUCAAAGGUUCGCCUUAUCCAAGGGGCUAUUACAGAUGCAGUAGUUCAAAGGGAUGUUCAGCGAGGAAACAAGUUGAGAGGAGCCGAACGGAUCCGAAUAUGUUGGUGAUAACUUACACUUCUGAACAUAAUCAUCCAUGGCCGACACAGAGAAACGCUCUAGCUGGCUCAACGAGGUCUCAGCCGUCUAAAAACAACGCGACGAAGAGCUCACCAAGCGCCGGCUCUCAGCCUCAGACUUCAACAAACAACACAAAGGAAGAAGUGAAGGAGAAUAGUAACGACGACACGAUCUCGCCGGUCGUUGGAGCCGGUAAUUCAAGCGCUUCAGUUAAAGAGGAGAUGGAGGAAAUGGAAAAGCCAUUAAAGAUGGAUCCAAAUAGAGAUCAAUUCAGUGAAGGGUUUUCCCAGAUAUACAAACCGCCACUGUCAGACCAAUCUCAGGAAGAUUUCUUCGCCGAUUUGGGAGAGAUAGAAGCCGACCCUCUAAACCUCUUAUUUAGCCAUGGAUUCAGUGCAGAUAUACCUAAAGAAAACAAGGUUUUGGAUCCAUUUAACCUCUUUGAUUGGUCAGGGGACAACAAUAACAAUUCAUUUGGAGAAUCCAAGAGGGGUUUAUAGCAAGACCUUGAAGCACAAACAAGAACAAAUUAAACAAAACAACAAAGAAAUUAAAUUCGAUUUUUAUGCAAGUUUUUGUGGUGCAAAAUUUCAUUCAAGGUCAUGUUUUAAACCUUUAGCUUGCAUUCUGGAUUAAAUUUCAGAUUCUCUUUUUUUCCAUUUUCCAUGUUUUUUCUUGUAAUUUACCAGGACAGUCAGAAAUUAGAAAAAAGAAAGGAAGAUGGUAAAAAAAGAGAGUGCUGGUUGAUUGGGAGCAGAGGCAGAUGAGUCCCACAAUCCUGUUGGAAUAUAGGUGGAUGGGACAGAAAGCUGAGAAACAGAAGGUUCCACAGUUGAAACAAGUAAAGUAAAUCCAUCAGACAUGACUGGCUAACUCAGUGAGUAGACUGAUUUUCGAUGGGAUGGGACUUGCCCUUCCUCUUGCUCUUUCCAUCCGGUGGGAAGAACAUAUUAAUUUCACAAUAAUGAAAUUAUGAAAAUUGAAAUUUUUAUU
Molecule: messenger RNA, 2285 nt
Organism: Mangifera indica (mango)
Lineage: Eukaryota; Viridiplantae; Streptophyta; Magnoliopsida; Sapindales; Anacardiaceae
Product: probable WRKY transcription factor 14
Exons: 3
Coding region: 470-1792 (440 amino acids)
Biological process (GO): regulation of DNA-templated transcription
Cellular component (GO): nucleus
Molecular function (GO): DNA-binding transcription factor activity; transcription cis-regulatory region binding
Source: RefSeq, a predicted model, not a curated record